AUGUCGAAAACAAAAUAUGAUUUUUAUCAAACAGAAACACAUGUUUUUGUGACGAUAUUGAAACGUGGCUUAACAUUGGAACAAUGUAAAGCACAUUAUGUAGAUGGUUGCUUAACAGUAGUAGCAGCGGGUGAAACGUUAUUAAACAUACGGUUAUCUCAUCCGAUUAAUCCUACAUCAUUAGAACUGAAGUGCUUACCAUCCAAACCGGCAUUAAUUAGUUGGGAUAAAUUUGCUAAAGAAGCAGAUGAUGACGAAGAAAAAGGAGAUGUCAAUGUACUUUUCCAAAAAUUAUAUAAAGAUGCAGAUGAUGACACAAGGAAAGCAAUGGUGAAAUCAUAUACAGAAAGUGGCGGGACAGUGCUAAGUACAAAUUGGAAAGAAAUAAGUAAAAAACGCACGGAAGUUCGGCCUCCUGAUGGAAUGGAAUUUAAAAAAUGGUGA
Molecule: messenger RNA, 444 nt
Organism: Brugia pahangi
Lineage: Eukaryota; Metazoa; Nematoda; Chromadorea; Rhabditida; Onchocercidae
Source: the annotation of a GenBank genome assembly